This is a messenger RNA of Aureococcus anophagefferens, 3417 nucleotides long. RefSeq lists its product as hypothetical. Lineage: Eukaryota; Pelagophyceae; Pelagomonadales; Pelagomonadaceae. Gene Ontology annotation, biological process: cellular response to oxidative stress; cell redox homeostasis. The transcript has 9 exons. Gene Ontology annotation, cellular component: cytoplasm. The record is from RefSeq and is a predicted model, not a curated record. Gene Ontology annotation, molecular function: thioredoxin peroxidase activity; calcium ion binding. The coding region runs from base 1 to 3417 and encodes 1138 amino acids.
AUGGCGCGCGUCAUGCCCCGGGGCCGCCACCGCCUCAGCGAGGCGCAGCACGCGGAGAUCCGGCGCCACUUCCGCGCGGCCUUCAUGGGCUCGACGCCCCACCAGGUCUUCCUGAAGUUCGCGGGGCAGCACGGGCCGCGCGGGUCGGCCGCGGCGCGCGACAUGCUCCGGGGCGUGCGCAUCCACCUGCGGCUGACCGUGCAGCAGCUGCCCGACGAGGACACCGCGGCCGGGUCCGAGUGCCUGCGGGCGUCGCGGGCGCGCGGCGCCGAGCAGUUCGGCCGGCGCGAGGAGGACCCGGCGCUCGGUUUGGGGGGCGUGUCGCACGCGAUUUUGCACAUGAUCUGCACGCGGCUCAAGGCGCUGUCCAUCCAGGAGUACGUCUGGAAGCACGUCGCGGAGCACGUCGAGCACGUCGACAAGGCCAAGCCCUGGCUCGGGCCGAGCAACCGCACGGUGCGCGAGGCCGUCUUCGAGCACAUCGACCUCAACGGCGACGGCCAGCUCAGCGUCCAGGAGUUCCACGACGUCAUCCGCCACAACCUCAAGGUCUCCGUCUUCGAGCUCAACGACGAGGGCAUCAUGCACCUCGUCGACGCCCUCGACACGGACCGCAGCGGCUUCGUGAACCUCGACGAGCUCAACGUGCUCCUCGAGAAGGGCGACGCCUACGACCCGGCGGAGAGCGCGGGCGACGACGCGCCGGGCACGCCGGACCUCUCCGCGCGGCUCCAGCUCGACAAGACCUGGGUCGGCCCGCGGCCGCCGUUGCCCGAGGGCGAGGUCCGCCGCGCGGAGCGGCCCGCGAGCCGCAAGUCGAAGAAGCGGCCCCUCUUCCGCGGCUGGGGCGACCGGUCCAAGCGCGCGCCCCGCUUCGACGCCGCCUUCCUCGCGGCCAAGGAGGCCGCGGACAUCGCCCGGGCCGUCGCGGAGCCCGUCAUGGCCCUCCUCGGCCGCCGCGCCGCGGCGCUUACGCCUGUGAGCAGCCACCGGCUCAGCGACCAGACGGAGUCGCCGAACGUGCCCGGCCUCAACGCCUGCCCGGCGACGCCGCCGGCCAAGGCCCGGUCGAAGCGGCGGGGCCGGGGCGGCGCCCUCGAGGGCGCCGAGGGCGGCGAGCGCUGGGCCUUCGCGGCGUGCCUCGCCGUCGGCUCGGGCCUCUGGUGCGCGCUGCUGCGGCUCUUCCUGAAGCGCCACAAAUUCCCCUACCACCGCCACAGAACGGAGGCCGCGGCGCUCUACGGACUCCCGCCAUUGCGCAUGCGCCUCGCGUUCGCGCUGGCGCUGGCGCGCGCCGCCGGCGCCGCGGCGCCGCGCAACGCGACGCUCGCCGUCGACGCGUCGGCCCUGCCGCCGCUCGUGAUCGCCGGCGCGGACAAGGGCGGCACGUCCGACGCCUUCGAGCUGCUCCUGCGGCACGGCUUCGCCUCGAAGCAAAAGUUCGAGUGCGAGGACCCGUCGAGCUCGCCCAAGGUCCGCGACCUCUGCGUCGCCCGGUCCAAGGAGCUGGGCUGCCUCUACCGCGGCGGCGACGCCGCGUCCCACCGCGACUGCUACAGGCGCUACGCCGUGCGCGGCGCGCUCUGGAUGGACGCGACGCCCAACUAUCUCUGGGGCUGGGUCAACGGCGAGGACGCGGCCGCGCGCCUGUCCGCGCUGUCGCCGAACAGCGCCGUCGCGCUGUUGCUCCGCGAGCCCGUCGCCCGCCUCGCGAGCCUCUUCGCCCACUGGCGGUCGCGGCCCAUCGGCGACGAGCUCGGCGCGGCGCUGGAGCCCCACGUACUCGCGGACCUCGCCUACCUCGACGCGAUGCGCCGCGAUUCCGUCUACGAGGUCGUCAAGGGCCGCAAGGUCGUCUUCGCGCGGAACGUCUCCGUGCCGCGGCUCUUCGGCCCCGGCGGCGCCGAGGUCUUCUCCCUGCUCCUCCGCGACUACCCGCGCUGGGCCGGCCGGGCCCUGGACAGGGCGACGUGCGAGGCGCUCGUCGGCGACAAGCAGCGGACCGCGGGGCCCUUCGAGGCGUGGCGGAACUACGUGUCGCCGCCGCCGUCCGCGGCGCCGCGGCCCUGCGCGCGGAAGAAGUGCCCGCCGCGGCGGCCGGCGAAGAUCCCGCCCUGCCCCGUCUUCGUCAACUUCGUCCUCACGUCCGUGCGGCGCUGGGUCGACGCGUUCCCGGGCCGCGUCGCGGUCGUCCAGUCGGAGUACUACUUCGCGGACCGGGCGGCCUUCCUCGCGGCGUUCGGGCUCGCGCCGCGGCCCGCCUUCGCCGGCCCGCCGGCGGCGCCGGACGCGGCCGAGAAGGUGAACAACCGCGGCGCGUACGCGGAGCGCGGCGCGACGGCGCUUACGGCGGCGACGCGCGCGGCGCUCGCGCGCUUCUACGAGCGGCCCAACGCGGAGCUCCGGGCCCUACUCGCGGCGCGCCGCGACCUCGUCGUCGUGCCGGAGCCGGACGUGGCCGGGUCGUGGUGGACGAUGGAGAACGCCCUCCUCGCCCUCUGCCUCGGCGUCGCCGGCGCGCUGCGCGCGCCGGUGAGCAUGUCCAUCGCCGUGGGCGACAAGUUCCCGUCGGCGUCGCUGUCGAAGCUCGGCUGCGCCGGUUCCAACAGCGUCAUCUACUUCUACGGCGCCGACGAGGCGCCGUCGUGCACGAAGCAGGCCGAGGGCUUCGACGCGUCCAUGGGCGACUUCUCCGGCGUCAAGGUCGUCGGCGUGCGCAACGACGCGGGCGUGAAGGACGGCUUCUCCGACAAGUACGCGCAGUCGUUCUACGUCGACGCGGGCGACGCGAUCCGCGACGAGAUCGGCAUCCCCAAGGACUUCUUCGGCUUCCUCGGCGGCCGCGAGACCUACGUCGUCGACAAGGCGGGCACGGUGCAGAUGGUCUUCAACGGCCAGCUCAACCCGGAGAAGCACGUCGAGGCCGCCAAGGCCGCCGUCGCGGAGCUCGGCGCGUCGUCCGGCGGCGGCGGCUUCGACCCGUCCAACCUGGCGUUCGCGCCGGCGUUCUACCUCUCGCCGCGGCCGACCGCGCCCGCCCGCGCCGCCGUCGGCGACACCGGCGCGCGCCUACCGACGCGCGACGCGCCGGGUGCGCCCAUGGCCGGCUCCGACGACGCGCCGAGCGCCACCGAGGCCGCGCGCCGCGCGAAGCUCGAGCGCCUGCGCGGGAAGCGGCGGAGCUCCAAGUCCAAGGCCGGCGACCAGGCGUCGAGCUCGAGCCCCCCCGCGUCGGCCCCGACGUCGCCCGACGACCUCGGCGGCUUCCCCUCGUUCGACGCGGCCGCGCCGCCGGCCGAGGCGUCGGCGCCGACGAUGCGCGGCGUCGCGGAGGCGCCGCCGGACUUCGGGUCCGACGCCAAGGCCCUCGAGGACCGCUGGGGCACGGCCGCGCGCGCGACGGCGCGGAGUACGUGA